Molecule: messenger RNA, 996 nt
Organism: Striga hermonthica
Lineage: Eukaryota; Viridiplantae; Streptophyta; Magnoliopsida; Lamiales; Orobanchaceae
Source: the annotation of a GenBank genome assembly
AUGGCCGACAAAGAGAUUUCCCCUGAAAUCCGUGUGGAAGAUGGAGCAGCGGACGCCGCGAACGGACCCGGCGAGUCAACCAGUAAGAUUGUGUCGGGAGAGGUUGAGGAUGAACUGGACGAGUUAGCUUUGGACGAGCCCCGAGCGGCAAAGAAGAAAAAGAAGAAGAAAAGUAAAAGCAAGAAGAGAAAAGAACCACUUCAGCAGACUGAUCCGCCAUCUAUUCCUGUUGUUGAGCUUUUUGCAUCUGGCGAGUUUCCAGAGGGUGAAAUUCAGCAGUACAAAGACGAUAACCUGUGGAGAAUUACAUCUGAGGAAAAGAGAGAACUGGAGCGACUGGAAAAACCACUUUACAAUGCAGUUCGCCAAGCAGCAGAAGUCCACCGUCAGGUUCGACAAUACAUUAGGAAAAUAUUGAAACCUGGAAUGUUGAUGACCGACUUGUGUGAGACCUUGGAGAAUACAGUUCGUAAGUUAAUAACGGAGAACGGUUUGCAAGCUGGCAUUGCAUUUCCUACAGGCUGCUCAUUGAACUGGGUUGCUGCCCAUUGGACUCCAAAUACAGGGGAUAAAACUGUGCUUCAGUAUGAUGAUGUGAUGAAACUGGACUUUGGAACUCAUAUUGAUGGUCAUAUAGUGGAUUCUGCGUUCACUGUGGCAUUCAACCCAAUGUUCAAUCCUCUGCUCGAAGCUUCACGUGAAGCUACGAAUACGGGUAUAAAGGAAGCUGGAAUUGAUGUGCGUUUGUGUGAUGUGGGUGCUGCAAUUCAAGAGGUCAUGGAGUCAUAUGAGGUUGAAAUCAAUGGAAAGGUGUUUCAGGACCGCAUUGGGGAAACAAAGUAUUUGAUGGCACUAAAGAAUUUGUGUGAUGCUGGUAUUGUUAAGCCAUGCCCUCCUCUUUGUGAUAAUAAGGGCAGCUAUGUUUCUCAAUCCGAGCACACAAUUUUGCUUCGCCCUACGUGCAAAGAAGUUGUGUCAAGAGGGGAUGACUACUGA